Naegleria lovaniensis is the source of this 1341-nucleotide messenger RNA. RefSeq lists its product as uncharacterized. The transcript has a single exon. Lineage: Eukaryota; Heterolobosea; Eutetramitea; Acrasida; Naegleriidae. The record is from RefSeq and is a predicted model, not a curated record. The coding region runs from base 1 to 1341 and encodes 446 amino acids.
AUGGCCCACACAUCGUUCCAUCUCAGAAACCUUGUUGCUCUCCUGCUGCUGAUGAUCUUAUUGGUCGUCACUCAUGUGCUUGCCUUCUCUCAAGAAGAAACUGUUCACAUACCCGUGGUUGCUUUUUCUAUUACAAAUUUCACACGUGAUGAUGAAAUGGGUCAUAUCAUGAUUCCGUCCGCACAACAAACUACUGAAGCCAUGGCCUCCUUCCAACAACCAAGACAAUCUUGUUCUUGUCCUACUUGCAAUUGCAAUGUGGAUCCUGUUUGUCCAAAAUCCAUACCAGCUAGUACCUAUGUGGUGGCCUCAUCGAUUACAUGCUCUUCCGAUCAAGCUCCUGGCAUUGGUUUGGUCAAUAUCAUUGAUACCAACAACAAUGGCUUUACCUAUUAUUUGGUUGAUGAAAAUAACAAGAACAAGGCUGUCAGUAAUCAACAAUUUUCCUAUUCGACGUAUAAGAGUAUUCCAAGCGGUACGGCUCAAGUUUCCUGCAUCAGUGAUCCUUAUCCAGCCUUUCGUUUUCAGGACCCAGUUGGCAUGUACAUGUUAGUUCGUUCUUCCAAUGCUGUCUUUAGUUCUGCCAUUCGAUUCAAUGUUCAAAUGAGUUGUGUCACUCCUCCUUACACUUCUUCAUACACCUAUCAUCAAAAUGGAAGAGUUUACCUUGGAAAAUCAAUCACCAUGUAUACUGAAUUGAGAAAUCGAUUAGGUAAUGCUGAUGAUUGGCAACAAGGUACUUUACAAUGUACCAAUUGUCAAUCCGGCUCAUCCUCAAGUACAGGCAUUGUAAACGGUAAAGGAAGUGUGACCUAUACACCAACGAGUACUGGAUACAUGACUCUGUCAUUGACAUAUACUCCAAAUGCUGGAAUUUAUGGAUCGUCACAAUCAUUCAAUUCUCCUUCUUUUUAUGUGUAUCAAAUUGGACAAUAUGGUUCGAUCACAGUUCCAUCCAAUUCAUUCAAGACAGGAUAUAAUUUUACAGUCCAAUAUCAAAUUAGAGAUUCUGACAAUAGUAUCACACCCGAAUUAGAUCCUCGUCUCGUGAAAGUGGAGUCCUUUUAUAGCAAUUUGAAUACUGUGAAUAAUGACAUUAGUUGUGUAAUUACUUCGACCUCAGGAAGUGCAAGUGUUGAAUGUAUGCCAAAAGUUGCGGAUCGAUGGUACAUCUUGACACUUUCGUACAAUGGAAAGCUACUUGCUACGAGCUCAAAUUUCAAUACCGUAUUUGGUAGAGCUGUGAAUGGUGCUUGUGGUAUUAAUUUUGGAAGUUUUGGAUGGUUGAUGGUCGUCAGUUUGAUCCUCGUAUUAGCGAAUUCUUGUAAUCUUCUUUUUUAA